AUGCAACUGCGGAGGUUCGCUCAGUGCAUGCAGUUGGAGAAGUUGGAUUUGCAGAAUGAGUUCGAUAUUUGCCGCGAAAAGUACGAAACAGAUGUAGAGAAGCUGGUGGAAAAAAUAAGAUCGCAAGAAAUUCUCCUGGCAUCUGUACGAACAUCAGCAUCAAAUUCUUCUAAGGAAGUGGAACGGCUCACAGCAGAGAACAGCGCUUUAGCAGACCGAGCUCAGGUUCUAGAGGGCGAGGUUAGAAGUGUUAAUGCAACUAACGAGGAAAUGAAAAUUGAAAUCAAAACUGUUCACGAUCUACAGAAGCGAGUGGAGCACCUCACAAGUAGAUGCCAAGAGCUAGAGGACGAAUGCGAUUCACUUCGCACGACGAGAUCAAUGCAAAAUAACGAGAGGACCGUCCAAAGAGGAGUUCUGAAGCUGGAGUAA
Messenger RNA from Perkinsus marinus ATCC 50983, 432 nucleotides. RefSeq lists its product as hypothetical. The coding region runs from base 1 to 432 and encodes 143 amino acids. The record is from RefSeq and is a predicted model, not a curated record. The transcript is spliced from 6 exons. Lineage: Eukaryota; Perkinsozoa; Perkinsida; Perkinsidae.